UAUAUAUACUAAUAUGAGCAUUCGGUAAUAAAUACAUCUGCAGAUCUCCUGACUUUUUGCUGUGCAGCACCUGGACCCCUGUGAAACGACUGGGCAAAGAGAGAAUUAUCUCUUGUUGCCAGGAACAGAUUCAGGUCACAGUUCUGGUAGGUUAGAAGUGGGUGGGGUCAAGGUAAAGUAAUUCUCACGUGUCAUUGCUUAAGCCACAGAGCUAUCAGCUCCCUGUGGACUACAACAUUCUCAACACACUUCACUGCAUAUCGUGGACUGGAACCAAACAAGCAGCAUGGCGUUGAUGAAGUCUGGGUGGCUCUGGAGGCAAAGCUCCAUCCUCAAACGCUGGAAGAUGAACUGGUGUGAUCUGUGGAUCGAUGGCAGUUUGAUGUUUUACAAAACGGAGAGCCGGCGGAACCACGAGAGCCGCAUCCGCCUGAAAAUCCAGUCCGUGGAUGUAAAAGCAGGACUGGAAUGUAUGGGUGUCAUUCCCCCAGAGGGACAUCCAAAGGAGAAUUUGGUGGUGGUGGUUCUGAGAGACAGAUCCUCCAUUGUGAUGUGUGCCAGCAGUGAGGAUGAAUCACUGGCAUGGAAGCUGACAAUGAUGGAGGCCAAAAGAAAUACAGUAUACAUGUACAACCCCUAUGAUGAUGGAUACCAGUAUGUCUCAGUGGACAGUCACAACGCCGUCUACAUAAAUCCUGAUUAUGCCAACGGAGGCAUUCACCACAUACUGGUCCAUCAGCAGCGCAGAGAUGGGAUAGGGGAACAGGUGGCACUGGGGCUCCUGGCUGGGAUGGCCACAGGGGCGGCAAUGCGGUCUUUCUUGUGCAUGCCCUUCUGGUUUUGCUGAAGGACUUAGGGGAGGUUGAACCACUGCUGUCAGUCUCACUGUACUGGAAAAUGUUGAUGUAUGAGAAACAGCAGGGACUAGGGGUCUCAGUGUGACCCGUGGUGAUACAUUACAGUCCUUUACAAAGACAAUCUGCUCUUGCAAGGGACAUUUAUGACCCUCAUUUACCUGUAAGGCAUUUCAGGAUGAUCUUGCCCUGUUAUGGUGUCAGUCUUAAAUCAUCUUUGUGAAUCUAGAAUUAUUAUUUUCUUAACUAAAAACAUCUGCACUUCCAGUAUACAGUUUUUGAUGUUUUAUAACUGUCUGUGAAAUCUAUGCACUAAACCAAAACUGAUACAGGUUGUACCUGUCAGCAUGUAUUCUAGUUCAGCCAUAGUGUAAUUUAAUAGAAUCCCUCAUUAAAUGAACCCUAUUAAAGUACAUAAUAUUACUGAAGAGGCUCUUGUGCAACACCCACUAAAUAAAAUGUGAUUCAUGCGGUCUUUUGCCUGAGAUUCACAGUGAUCCAGUGAUUUGAUCAUAAAGAAGCAGACUUUUGUGGGUUGGCCUUAGCACCAUCAAAGAUAGAUGUUUGGAUGCAGAUACCAGCUGAUCACUAAGCACAUCUGCUCCAUUGAUUGUAACCUGGGCCGGUAUGCAUAAAACUUCCUAAGAAUGAUCGUACACUUGGACUUAAGAGUUAAAAAAAUCUUAGCAAAAAACAGGACC
Molecule: messenger RNA, 1555 nt
Organism: Paramormyrops kingsleyae
Lineage: Eukaryota; Metazoa; Chordata; Actinopteri; Osteoglossiformes; Mormyridae
Gene: plekhb1
Product: pleckstrin homology domain containing B1
Biological process (GO): regulation of cell differentiation
Cellular component (GO): membrane
Source: RefSeq, a predicted model, not a curated record